CGGGCUCGGGCCCCGCCGCUGCCCGGCUCCGGCGGGGGCUCCAGUCCGGGCCUGCGCUUCCCGGCGCUUCCCGCCGCUCCCCGCGGUGCAGCCGGGCCGCCGGGGCCGCCAUGGGCUGGGGGGCUCGGCUGUGGCUGCUGGGCGGCCUGGCCGCCUGGACGCAGCGGCGACGGGCGGCCGCGGCCGGGCGGGAUGACGGCGAGGGCGGGCGGCACCGGGAGCUGGAGCUGAGGCUGGUGCAGGUCGUGUACCGGCACGGGGCGCGCACCCCGCUGCGGCCGCUGCCCGGGGUAGCUCCGGUGGAAUGGCAUCCCACUCUUUUAGAUGUACCUGCUAAGACUAAGUUUGAUUACGUGGUGACAGACCUAAAUGGAGGACCCCAACCCCACUCACGCUUGGAUGAGGAAUACAAAAAGACUGUGUUCAAGGGUGGUGUAGUCGCAGGACAGCUGACUACAGUGGGGAUGGAGCAGACAUUCGCCCUGGGGGAAAGGCUGAGGAGAAGCUUUGUAGAAGAAGCCAAGUUUCUUUCACCAACAUUUAAGCCUGCUGAGGUCUUCAUCCGUUCCACUAAUAUUUUCCGGAAUCUGGAGUCCACACGGUGCCUGCUAGCUGGGCUGUACCAACAGCAGAAAGAAGGAUCUGUUGUCAUUGUCACUGAUGAAGCAAGCUCUGAAAUGCUCUACCCCAAUUACUACAACUGCCAGCGCCUGAAAUGCUUGACCAGGGAUAGGAUGCGGAAUGCUAUGCGUCAGCCAGGUAUCUCUGAUGACUUGAAAAAAAUUAAGAAGAGGAUAGGUAUUGAUGGUGAUGAAUCUGUGGAUUUUUUAGUCCUCCUCGAUAACAUUUUUGCUGAGCAGGUGCACAAUUUGCCAAGCUGCCCUGUGCUGAAGAGCUUCCAGCAGACAGUGGAGCGCCGAUCUGUUGACUCCAUGCUUUUCCUUCUGGAAGACAGUUCCAGAGAAGUUCUUCAGAUGAAUAUUGGCCUCCUGUUCAAUACCUUGCAGAAGAACAUUAAAGCAGCAAUAAAUCCCUCAAAUCCAGCUGAAAAGGCCCGGAAGCUCUUCCUCUAUGCUUCUCAUGACUCUACUCUUAUUCCUCUCCUGCUGGCACUGGGCACCUUUGAUCACAAGUGGCCACCUUAUGCUGCAGAUGUGAUCCUGGAACUGUAUCAGCACCGGCGCUCCAAGGAGUGGUUUGUGCGCGUGUCUUACCGUGGAGAGGAGCAAGUGGUGAAAGGCUGUAAAGCAGGUCUCUGUCCACUCGAACGAUUUCUGGAAGUUCUUUCACAGUACUCAGUCAGUCCAGAAGAGUACAAGAACCUGUGCUCCCAAAUGGACAGGAAUCAGCAAACUAACUCAUGAUUAUGCGGACUUAAAUUAAAAUUCGUUUAUUAUCACAA
Corvus hawaiiensis (hawaiian crow) is the source of this 1402-nucleotide messenger RNA. RefSeq names its product acid phosphatase 6, lysophosphatidic (gene ACP6). Gene Ontology annotation, molecular function: phosphatase activity. The coding region runs from base 111 to 1364 and encodes 417 amino acids. Lineage: Eukaryota; Metazoa; Chordata; Aves; Passeriformes; Corvidae. The transcript has 10 exons. The record is from RefSeq and is a predicted model, not a curated record. Gene Ontology annotation, biological process: dephosphorylation.